AUGUCGUACAGAAUCGCCGCCCCCGAUGAGUACCUCGCCAUCACGGGUAUGUCCGUGAAGACGGUCAAGAUCACAAAGGCCGCGUGGGUCUGGCCCUUCCAGCGCUGCAUGCGCUUCUCCGUCCAGCCCCACGACUACGCCAUGAACCUCCAGGCCAUGACCAAGGAGAAGCUCCAGUUCCUCCUCCCCGUCGUCUUCACCGUCGGCCCGGACGUCAACUCCCGCGGCGCCAACGCCCAGCACCCUGCCCACGGUGACGCCUCCGCCGCCGCCGCCCACGCCGACGACGACGACUACAUCCCCGCCAACCGCCGCGAGGACCGCGGCGACGCCCUCAUGAAGUACGCCAUGCUCCUCGCCGAGGCCCUCGACAAGAAGGGCGGCUCCAUGGCCCACCUCGAGAACAUCGUCAAGGGCGUCAUCGAGGGCGAGGUCCGCGUCCUCGUCUCCAGCAUGACCAUGGAGGAGAUCUUCACCGAGCGCGAGGUCUUCAAGCGCCGCAUCUUCAAGAACAUCCAGUCCGAGCUCUCCCAGUUCGGCCUCGUCAUCUACAACGCCAACGUCAAGGAGCUCAAGGACGCCCCCAACUCCAUCUACUUCGAGUCCCUCUCCCGCAAGGCCCACGAGGGCGCCACCAACCAGGCCCGCAUCGACGUCGCCGAGGCCCAGCUCCGCGGCAACGUCGGCGAGGCCCAGCGCAAGGGCGAGCAGGACCGCGAGAUCGCAAAGAUCAACGCCGAGACCGCCGUCCAGAAGACGGAGCGCGACAUCGAGCGCGCCACCGCCGAGGCCAACCUCGACACCCGCCAGGCCUCCCUCACCCGCGACGUCGACAUCGCCCGCGUCCAGGCCCAGCGCGCCCUCGAGUCCAAGGACGAGGACCUCAAGAAGGAGGUCGAGGUCAAGCGCGCCGCCGCCGAGAUCGAGCGCCUCCGCGCCCGCGACGUCGUCAAGGCCACCAUCGAGCGCGAGGCCCGCCAGCAGCAGGCCGACGCCGAGGCCUACGCCGUCGAGGCCGACGCCCGCGCCCAGUUCGAGAAGAAGAGGCGCGAGGCCGAGGCCGCCCAGUACGCCGCCCAGCUGGCCGCCGAGGCCGACCUGGCCGUCGCGCUGAAGACCGCCGAGGGUGUGUCGGCGAUGGCGGACGCCUACGGCAAGAUGUCGCAGGCCUUCGGCGGUCCCGCGGGCCUGAUCCAGUACCUGAUGAUCGAGAAGGGCACGUACGUGCAGCUGGCCCACGCGAACGCGGAGGCGAUCCGCGGCAUGGAGCCCAAGAUCAGCGUGUGGAACACGGGCAGCGGCGGCGGGAGCCAGGGCGAGGGCGGCGCCAGCUCCGCGACCGACACGAUGCGGAACGUCUACCAGAUGCUGCCGCCUUUGAUGACCACCAUCAACGAGCAGACCGGUAUUCAGCUGCCAUCUUGGCAAUUCGGUACACUGCCGGCUGGCAUGAACGCGAUGCAGGGCGAGUCGAAGAAGGGGGUCAACGGCACCAUGUAA
This is a messenger RNA of Colletotrichum karsti, 1500 nucleotides long. Its product is annotated as SPFH domain/Band 7 family protein. Gene Ontology annotation, cellular component: plasma membrane. The coding region runs from base 1 to 1500 and encodes 499 amino acids. Gene Ontology annotation, biological process: protein localization to plasma membrane. The transcript has a single exon. The record is from RefSeq and is a predicted model, not a curated record. NCBI's taxonomy places the organism in Eukaryota, Fungi, Ascomycota, Sordariomycetes, Glomerellales, Glomerellaceae.